Molecule: messenger RNA, 1713 nt
Organism: Parnassius mnemosyne (clouded apollo)
Lineage: Eukaryota; Metazoa; Arthropoda; Insecta; Lepidoptera; Papilionidae
Source: the annotation of a GenBank genome assembly
AUGGCGAGAACAAAUUUGGUUACAAAAAAUAUACAGAAGUUGCUGCUUGUCAGAAAAUAUAGUAACUUAAGUACUCAAAAUUUAUGGACAAGAGAAAACAUUGUAAAUUCACCCUUUAAUGAUAUACAGUUGCCUUCACUCAAUGUGACGGAAUAUAUUUGGCAAAACUUGGAUAAAUGGGCUAACAAACCGGCAACGAUAUGUGGUAUUACUAACCGUUCUUAUACGUAUAACGAACUUUACAAAUAUUCCCGUAAAUUUGCUGUGAAACUUAGAACACAAUGGGAUAUAAGUGAAGGGGAUGUUACAUGCAUAAUGAUGUCUAACAAUCCAGAGUAUGCGAUAGUCACACUUGGAUCACUUGAAGCAGGAGCAGCUGUUACCACUAUAAACCCUCUUUAUACAGUCCAUGAAGUUCAAAGACAAUUACUACUCUCCAAUCCGAAGAUUGUAAUUGGAAGGCCAGAAACAGUUGGAGUAAUUAAAGAAGCGUGUAAGAAUGCCAACAUGAAUUUGCCUAUCAUAGUAGUGAAAAACACACAUGAAAAUUUGCCUUCAGGAACAAUAUGUUUUCAUGAACUUAUUGAUGACGCAAAUGUAGACUUUAGUGUUUUGAAUACAAUUGAUAAAAAUAUUGACGAUAUUGCUCUUAUACCAUAUUCAAGUGGAACAACUGGCAUGCCAAAGGGUGUAGAACUGGUCCACCGAACGUUGGUAACAAAUUUUGUGCAACAAGAUGCUGAGGGAAUCAGACAUUAUCAACAUGCCACAGACUCACAUCAAGAAUCAUUAUUAGCAGUUCUACCAAUGUAUCACAUGUAUGGUCUAGGCAUCAUUCUAUUACAAAAAUUAACAACCGGCGCUAAAAUUGUUACAUUACCUAAGUUUGAAAGAAAAACAUUCCUGCACGCGAUUAGGGAACACAAAACAAGUUUGCUGCAUCUUGUACCACCAUUAGCAUCAUUUUUGGGAUCUCACCCUAGCGUUGAAGACGAAUAUUUGUCUCAUAUUCAUACUUAUAUAUGUGGAGCUGCGCCGCUGCCAAAACAAGAUAUUUUUCAAGUACUUGAAAAAUCAAAGCCGAACGUAGAUUUUUUGCAAGUUUACGGAUUGACUGAAACAUCAUCAUUGGCGACAACCGUACCACCAGAAUCAAAAAAUUACACUUCAGUAGGUGUAGCCCUGCCUAGUACUAAACUGCGAAUUGUCGACUCUGAUGACAGAAAUUUGGGGCCGAAUGCAGUUGGUGAAUUGCUAAUAAAAGGACCUCAAAUUAUGAAAGGAUACAGAAACAACCCAGAAGCAACUAAAGCUGUUAUAACAGAUGAUGGAUGGUUUCGUUCAGGUGACUUAGCUUCUAUUGAUCACGCCGGUGUAGUCACUAUAUGUGAUAGAAUAAAGGAGCUCAUUAAGGUGAAAGGUUUCCAAGUCGCUCCAGCUGAAUUAGAAAGUGUACUUAAAGAACAUCCCGAUAUCUUAGAUGCUGCGGUAAUUGGUGUUCCAGAUUCUAAACUGGGUGAAGUACCUAAGGCUUUUGUGGUUCUUAAAGAUGGGUGUAAACAAGACUCCAUUAAUGUCAAAAAAUUUGUAGAGGACAGGGUUGCAUCCUAUAAAAGAUUAAGUGAUGUUGAAUUUAUGAAGAGUUUGCCAAGAAACCCUUCUGGAAAGAUUUUGAAAAAAGUUCUCAGAGAAAACUGUGCUAAAUUUUGUUAA